AUGGAUUCUGUACAACACCUGGCGACGUUCAGCUUAAUGGUAAUGGAUUGCGAUCAGCCUCCACAGCACUUCCCAAUCGAAAUUGCCCCCAAAAAAAUUAUGGUGACUGUUUGCUGGUUUGGAGCCGGUGUAAUUCAUUACAGCCUUUCGAGUCCGGGUGAAACGAUCGCGGAAGAGAAGUAUUCCAACAAAUCGGCAAAGUACACGGUAAACUCCAACACCAACGCCCGUUUUGGUCAACAGAAAAGGACCAAUCCUUCUCCACGACAACGGCCGGCCUCACGUUGCGUGACCACUGCUGCAAAAGUUGAACGAGUUCGGCUACGAAAAUUUGCCUCAUUCGCCAUACUGACCAGACCUCUCGCCUACCGAAUAUCACUUCUUCAAGCACCCUAA
Messenger RNA from Angiostrongylus costaricensis, 396 nucleotides. NCBI's taxonomy places the organism in Eukaryota, Metazoa, Nematoda, Chromadorea, Rhabditida, Metastrongylidae. The record is from the annotation of a GenBank genome assembly.